GCAGAGGCCGAGGAGAAAGCGGUUUCUACCAAAGAAGUUUUGAUGAAGUGGAGGGUGGAUUUGGGCGAGGAGGGGGCAGGGAAAUGCACAGAUCACAGAGUUGGGAGGAAAGGGGAGACAGACGCUUUGAAAAACCAGGGCGAAAAGAUCCAGUGAGACCAAACUUUGAGGAAGGUGGGACAGCAACAGCGGGAAGGAAGCAUGAGUUUAUACGCUCUGAGAGCGAGAACUGGCGCAUUUUCAGGGAGGAACAAAAUGGGGAAGAUGAUGAUGGAGGCUGGCGACUGGCUGGGUCACGAAGGGAUGGUGAGAGGUGGCGCCCUCACAGUCCAGACGGCCCUCGUUCUGCAGGCUGGCGAGAACACAUGGAGCGACGACGGAGGUUUGAAUUUGAUUUCCGAGAACGAGAUGAUGAACGGGGUUAUCGACGGGUACGGUGUGGGAGUGGCAGCAUGGAUGACGACAGGGACAGUCUCCCUGAGUGGUGCUUAGAAGAUGCAGAAGAAGAAAUGGGAACAUUUGACUCCUCUGGAGCGUUUCUUUCUCUAAAGAAGGUGCAGAAGGAGCCAAUCCCUGAGGAACAGGAGAUGGACUUCCGACCUGUGGAGGAAGGGGAGGAAAGAUCUGACUCUGAAGGGAGCCACAAUGAAGAAGCCAAAGAUCAUGAAAAGACCACCAAGAAAGAGGGGGAGAAAACAGAUAGAGUAGCAGCAGAAGCAGUGGAAGAAGCAGUCCAAACAUCUUCACCAGCUGCCAGCUCAGAUACCCCACCGAAAUCCCAGCCUCCAGACCCACUGCAGACGAGCCUUUUUGAAAGGAAGGAAGAGUCUGUGCCAGAAAGAACAGAAAAAACAGAAGAUAAAGAGAAUCGAACGGAGAAUACACCACCAGCCAAAAUCUCCAACAGAGGGGAAGAUUUGGCUUCUGUUGCUCAACCUUUGCCGCAGAUUUCUGCAGACGCAGCUUCUCCUGCUCAUCUUUCUCCUCCUGUUUCCAAUUCAAAUCCUGCUCUGCGGCCAGUUCAGACACCUGUCACAGCUGCGCCAGGCAUGGGCAACAUUCCCACUGACCCAGAUGAUGAAGAGGGCCUCAAACACCUAGAGCAGCAAGCAGAGAAAAUGGUGGCGUACCUGCAGGACAGUGCCCUUGAUGAUGAAAGACUAGCAGCAAAAAUUCAAGAGCACAGAGCAAAGGGUUCUUCCAUGCCCUUGUUCCAUGAAGCCAUGCAGAAGUGGUACUACAAAGACCCACAAGGAGAAAUUCAGGGUCCUUUCAGUAAUCAGGAGAUGGCAGAGUGGUUCCAGGCUGGAUACUUCACUAUGUCGCUGUUGGUUAAGAGAGCCUGUGAUGAGACUUUCCAGCCACUUGGAGACAUCAUGAAAAUGUGGGGCAGGGUUCCCUUCACUUCAGGUCCAGCACCGCUUCCACAUCUGGGUGAGCUGGACCAGGAGCGGCUGACUAGACAACAAGAGUUGGCCCUGAUCCAAAUGCAGCACCUCCAGUAUCAGCAUCUUUUAAUACAGCAACAAUAUGCACAGGUGCUGGCUCAGCAGCAAAAGGCAGCCCUCUCAUCCCAGCAGCAGCAGCAGCUUGCUAUUCUCUUGCAACAGUUCCAGGCCCUGAAGAUGAGAAUAUCUGAACAGAACAUGAUGCCACCUGUUACAAGGUCUGUGUCAGUGCCGGACACUGGCUCAAUAUGGGAACUUCAGUCAGCUUCACAACCUACAGUCUGGGAAGGAAGCAGUGUCUGGGAUCUCCCCAUUGAUACUGCAGCUCAGGGACCAGCUCUAGAACAACUUCAGCAGCUCGAGAAGGCCAAAGCUGCAAAGCUAGAGCAAGAGAGGAGAGAAGUGGAAAUGAGGGCCAAACGAGAGGAAGAGGAGAGGAAAAGGCAGGAGGAGCUUCGGAGGCAACAAGAAGAGCUACUUAGGAGGCAGCAGGAAGAUGAGAGGAAACGACGGGAAGAAGAAGAACUGGCCCGCAGGAAGCAAGAGGAAGCCCUGAGGCGACAACGAGAGCAGGAAAUUGCACUAAGGAGGCAGCGGGAAGAAGAGGAGCGGCAACAACAGGAGGAAGCACUUAGAAGAUUGGAAGAGAGAAGAAGAGAAGAGGAAGAGAGACGGCAGCGAGAGGAGUUAAUUCGUAAACAGGAAGAGGAGGCUGCCAAGUGGGCACGUGAAGAGGAGGAAGCUCAACGGCGACUUGAAGAAAGUCGGCUACGUAUGGAAGAAGAGGCAGCCAGACAGCGGCUCGAAGAAGAAGAGCGAAAGCGCAAGGAGCUGGAACUCCAGCGCCAGAAAGAAAUAAUGAGACAGAGGCAACAGCAGCAGGAGGCUUUACGACGGCUGCAACAGCAGCAGCAGCAGCAGCAACUUGCACAAAUGAAGCUCCCUUCAUCUUCAACAUGGGGUCAGCAAUCAAAUUCAGGAGCUUGUCAAUCCCAGACCACACUGUCAUUGGCAGAAAUCCAGAAGUUAGAAGAAGAACGAGAACGGCAGCUUCGAGAAGAGCAAAGACGUCAGCAGCGUGAACUAAUGAAGGCCCUCCAGCAACAGCAGCAGCAACAGCAGCAAAAAUUGUCAGGCUGGGGUAAUGUCACCAAACCAACAGGCACCACCAAGUCCCUGCUGGAGAUACAGCAGGAGGAGGCAAGGCAGAUGCAGAAACAACAGCAACAGCAGCACCAGCAGCCGAACAGAGUCAGAAAUACUACGCACUCUAACCUGCACACCAGCAUUGGGAAUUCAGUGUGGGGCUCCCUAAACACUAAUCCCAGCAACCAGUGGGCAUCUGACCUAGUCAGUAGCAUCUGGAGUAAUGCUGAUACCAAAAACUCAAACAUGGGUUUCUGGGAUGAUGCAGUGAAGGAAGUGGGACCUCGUAACUCGACCAAUAAAAACAAAAGCAAUGCCAGCCUCAGCAAAUCUGUAGGUAUUACAAGUAGACAAAACAAGAAGGUGGAAGAAGAGGAGAAGCUGUUGAAAUUGUUCCAGGGGGUUAAUAAAGCCCAGGAUGGAUUCACUCAGUGGUGUGAACAGAUGCUUCAUGCACUCAACACAGCCAACAAUUUAGAUGUUCCCACGUUUGUUUCUUUCCUGAAGGAAGUGGAGUCUCCCUAUGAGGUCCAUGAUUACAUCAGAGCCUAUCUUGGAGAUACUCCUGAGGCCAAGGAGUUUGCCAAGCAGUUUCUUGAGCGCCGUGCCAAACAGAAAGCCAGUCAGCAGCGGCAACAGCAGCAGCAACAGGAUUCAGUGUGGGGGAUGAACCACAGUUCGCUACAUUCGGUCUUUCAGACCAAUCAGAGCAACAACCAGCAAUCCAAUUUUGAGGCUGUGCAGAGCGGGAAGAAAAAGAAGAAACAGAAAAUGGUUCGCGCAGAUCCCAGCUUGUUAGGUUUUUCAGUGAAUGCCUCAUCAGAGCGGCUCAAUAUGGGAGAAAUAGAGACUUUGGAAGACUACUGAGCAUGUGCAAAUCAACUGGCUUUUCCUGCAUCUGUUAACCAUGGAUUCUCCGUUUUUGGACACAGUACUCUCCACCAUGCGUUCUUCUUCGCCUCGCAGUGAAUCACAGAAUCAGUCAUCUCAGGCUGCUUCCUCUAGCCCCAGCAAACCCUUUCUGCCCAGGACUGCACAGGCGUCGUUCCUACUGUCAGCCUAGAGUCAAGUGGACUGUGUUCAGAGUCCUGGGAGGGUGGGAGAUAGGAUUCGUUCACAACGAGGCUGAUUUGGGCAGCAAGCUUUCACUGUGCUGUGAUUUCUUCUGCUGACAUACCUGGAAAAAAAAAAAAUCAAUUGGGAUUCUGCAAACCAUUGCUUCCCUCUCCUGGUUACUCUUACCACAUCCAACACGUGCAGUCGUGGAGAGAGAGAGAGAGAGUUUGUGGUUAACAGAUGUUGGUCAAAACCAAAAUGCCACACAGAUACUGACUUCCGCGCUCCAUCAGGGCAAGAGGUGCUCUCCCAAGCCAGGAGUUGCAUUCAUAAGCUAACCUUAGAACUGGCAACAGCAGGAGAGGGGCGGUGGCGGGCGCAGUUUAGCUUGGGUUGGUUUGAAGUUGCACACCCCCUGCCAGCCCUUCUCAGCACAUUAUUUUUGGAGGGAAAGCUCGAGUCUGUCUUCGUUAGGUGGUGAUGCUGAAGCUGGUGGAGUUCCCCGUCGGCAUACUCCAGCCUUCCUGGACAAGUGGGGACUUCUGCUCGGGGGGAAAAAAGUGGGAUGGCAUCUCUUCUUUCAGGUUGAAUUGAUCCCUUAAAUGCUACCUUCGGAGGGUUAGGACCAGUUUAUUUUGAGCUCUUUUCCUGCAAAUUUGUCUCGUUUAAGAGACAGUAGGAUCUUUACUGUGUGGAUCUUUAGUCUUUGGUGAGGGUGAACACUGGCUUUCAGAUAUAUACCCCAGCAGUCUUAGCUAGUUGUCAUUUCAAGCAGUGCUUAGGUUAACGAGCAGAGAUGCCCUUUUGUCGUGAAGAGAGACUGUGGAGGGCGAAGCUAUGUGCAAUGAUGGCCCUGCUUAUCUUCUACACCUUAAACUACUUCACACACCUUCACUGGGAUCCGUAAUGUUUAACUAUUUAUGGAAUCAUAACCUUCCUCUCUCACCAAAAGAUUAACGCCACCUUCCCUUCUCCACCCACCCACGUGCACACACCACAAAAAGAAAAGGAAAACUGCCAAAUGCACUUAGUGUUCAACCCCCUGGUCCCAUCUACCAUUCCCAGAGGGUUAUAACCUGCCGGGGGAGAUACGCUACAGUUUUGGUGGAGUUGUGUAAAGGUGUCUGUCUUUCUGUCAUCACUGCCUAAAGAAAACAGUUCGAGUUGCUCAAGAGCAGUUUGGCUUUGGAUUUUAUUUCGUUUGGUUUAUUCGUUUUUGGGGUCACCUUCCCCUCCUCCUCCUCCUCUCUCUUCCCCCUGCCCCCAAACAUGUACAGUAACUAUACAGAGACUGCUGCAGACUUGUAUAUAGUUUUUGGAUCCAAUAGCAUGGAGAGACUUGGAACUGUUGCAAAUCUGGUCUCCCUGUCUCCUUUGCUUUGUAAAUUCAUAAAAGGGGGAAGAGGGGUAGUUAAAAUGUUUACAAAACUUUAAACUCCCUCUGAACUUUUGCCAGUGUGGGGGGGGGGAAAGAGAGAACUUAAAUAAAACCUGGUUGUAUUAUAUCUGA
Molecule: messenger RNA, 5160 nt
Organism: Phaethon lepturus (White-tailed tropicbird)
Lineage: Eukaryota; Metazoa; Chordata; Aves; Phaethontiformes; Phaethontidae
Gene: GIGYF2
Product: GRB10 interacting GYF protein 2
Exons: 23
Biological process (GO): insulin-like growth factor receptor signaling pathway
Cellular component (GO): membrane; perikaryon; vesicle
Molecular function (GO): protein binding
Source: RefSeq, a predicted model, not a curated record